UCUCUUCACCAUGAAUUUCUCUAUCGUCUUUGCUGGCCUCUGCUUGGUCGCUGCCACCAGUGGCUCCAGCUACGACGUCUACCCCACCGAUGAAGAAAGCGUCUUUGAUUUGUUCAACAAGUUCAAAUUCGACUUUUCUAAAACGUAUCAUUCCUUCCAAGAAGAAAAAGUGAGGUUCUUCAACUUCCGUGAAAAUGUACAUAGGAUAAAUGCAAAAAACGAAAUCCAUGCCGGAAUCACAACUUUCAAAAUCAACCAAUUUGCCGACAUGUCACAGACAGAAUUCAGAAACAGGAUUUUGAUGACGAGUACGGUGUCUCCCGACUUUGAGGAAAUGCAGAGCCAUCAGGCCGAGAUUUCCCCAGAUUUGGAGGAACUUGUGGCUCCACAGCAUUUUGACUUUACCGGUACAGGCGCUGUGACGUCAGUUAAGAACCAGGGAGAUGCCGGGACUUGUUGGGCCUUUGCUACAGUAGGUAACCUGGAGGGUCAGUACUUUAUGAAGACCAAGGAGAACGCUACGUCUCUCUCCCCGGAACAGCUUUCAGACUGUUCGUCUUUCUACGACAAGAAGAUGAAACAUCCGACUUGUGGUCCCAACGGGGGCUGGCCUAAUGCCGCCUACCAGUACGUGAAACAGGCAGGGGGCAUCAACACAGAAGAGGAUUACCCUUACUGUGUAGGUAAAAAUCCAAGAUGUAAACCGUGUGCGCCGCCGAACUACAACGCCACAGUUUGUUACACCUCUUGGCCUUACGGUCCUGGCACUUGCAAGAAGUCCGAAAGUUGCAGUGCAAAGAUCAAGCCAGAGAAAUUUGUGCCCGCCAUUAAGGUAAAAGAUUAUCAGUAUGUGCCGAAAGACGAGGGAGUCAUUGCCAAAUUGUUGAUUAAGAACGGACCCCUGUCUAUAGUCUUUGACGCCUCAGACAUAAUGAGCUAUUCUGGUGGGGUACUGAAGCCUCAUUACUGCACGCCUGGACAAUUUACCCACUGUGUUUUGUUGGUGGGCUACGGCCAUGACAAGAAAUCGGGACUGGACUACUGGAAGAUCAAGAACUCCUGGGGCGAAACCUGGGGGGAGGACGGUUACUUCAAAAUGCAGAGAGGGGUGGGAGCAUGUGGGGUCAAUCUCAUGGUCAGCUCCGCCAUUUUGGAGUGAGUGAGAUGGUGGAUGAGUGAGGGAGCGAGUGAGACUAAAGUGACGGAAUUUCACAAAAUGGAAGAGUUUUCCUGGCGAGAUUUGACGUCAUUCUCCAUCCAUUGCUAUUCGGUGUUUACGUUCUGGUCGUCACAUAAUAAAAGGGAAGACACGCCCUCUACUUUUUAGAUUCAACCUGUGUUCUAACUCGUCAGGAAAACGUAUUGUUUUGGGUCACAAAAACAGUCUACUGUACAUGCUACAGAUUUGAUCGCUGGAACAAAUUUUAUUUGUGAUAAAGGUGGCAUGCAAAACUGUAAAUUUAAAGUAAAUGACAAUAUCUAUUUUCCCCUACAGCAACAUGUUGUAAAUCAUUAAUAUUUUUUUGAAUAACAAACUUUGAAAUCCUCAAUAAAAUAUCUGGCUUCCU
Molecule: messenger RNA, 1568 nt
Organism: Aplysia californica (California sea hare)
Lineage: Eukaryota; Metazoa; Mollusca; Gastropoda; Aplysiida; Aplysiidae
Product: cathepsin L1
Exons: 2
Coding region: 11-1159 (382 amino acids)
Cellular component (GO): lysosome
Molecular function (GO): cysteine-type endopeptidase activity
Source: RefSeq, a predicted model, not a curated record